This is a messenger RNA of Pistacia vera, 930 nucleotides long. Its product is annotated as transcription factor bHLH75-like. NCBI's taxonomy places the organism in Eukaryota, Viridiplantae, Streptophyta, Magnoliopsida, Sapindales, Anacardiaceae. The coding region runs from base 71 to 754 and encodes 227 amino acids. The transcript is spliced from 6 exons. Gene Ontology annotation, biological process: regulation of DNA-templated transcription. Gene Ontology annotation, cellular component: nucleus. Gene Ontology annotation, molecular function: DNA-binding transcription factor activity; protein dimerization activity. The record is from RefSeq and is a predicted model, not a curated record.
UAGAGUUUUCUGAAACCUUUGAGUCUCUCAUCACCUGAGGUUUCUGAAACCUUUCAGACUUCAGAGUGCAAUGGAGAAUCAGAACUCUAGUAAUCCUGAUAACGCCUUCAUGGUUUUUUCUAAUGGCAGCUUCUUUGGUCAUCAACAGACUCAGCUUGCCAUCAACUUUACCGAUAAUAUUCAGAGCUUUACACAUCCUGGAGACCAAACUGGUGUGCCAGGUUUAGGAUUGGCAGGCGAUUUCAAUCCUGAUAGCAGGAUUCGGAAGCCGGCGCUUACUGUUGACAGCCUGGUGAAUUUUUCUCCUCCUGUUUCUGCAAAUAAUGAGAGCUUGAGUGGAAGAAAAAGAAAGAGAAACAGUGAGAAAGUGGCGGAGAAACCAAAAGAAGUUAUCCAUGUGAGAGCAAAAAGAGGUCAAGCUACUGAUAGUCACAGUUUGGCAGAAAGGGUAAGAAGAGAGAAAAUAAAUGAAAGGUUGAGGUGCUUACAGGACCUCGUUCCAGGAUGCUACAAGACAAUGGGAAUGGCAGUGAUGUUGGAUGUAAUUAUAAAUUAUGUUCGGUCUCUGCAGAAUCAAAUUGAGUUUCUGUCAAUGAAGCUUUCAGCAGCUAGCAUGUAUUAUGACUUCAACUUGGAGCUCGAUGCUACAGAAACCAUGCAGGGAACAUAUGCCUAUGAUGCACGAGAGAUGGAGAGGAUGGUGAGAGAAGGGUAUGGAGGCCCUUCUUCCUUCCACUCUACAUGGUCUCUUUGAAACCAUUCAUCCUUUAAUAUAAUUUGCUUUUACUUUCAUUCUUAGAUAUAAAACUCCAUAUACUUGCAAAAAAGGGGGAAAAAAAAAAAAAUUGUAUAUCUGAUAUUCCAUCCAUGACUACUGAUGGAAAUAAUCAUUAAACGAAACGAAACGAUAUCAGUAUCUUGUAUUUUCUU